Messenger RNA from Lingula anatina, 682 nucleotides. RefSeq lists its product as uncharacterized. The record is from RefSeq and is a predicted model, not a curated record. NCBI's taxonomy places the organism in Eukaryota, Metazoa, Brachiopoda, Lingulata, Lingulida, Lingulidae.
UUUGACAUCGUCACGUUUAUGUAUAAAUAGCAGUGGACAUGCACACUCACGAGAACGAUGGCAAUUAUUUCUAGAACUCAUCCAUGCACCCCGCCUGUUAGCUACAGAGGAAAAUUUCGACAGCCCGUGAUGACAGUGCAAUUCUGUGGAUUGUUUCUCUGCGCCUUGCUUACUUCAGCGCUGCCAUCACAAGCUGGGUCACCUAUUGACAAAUUGAUGCCGCCUGAGGUUGCAAAAUCAGAAAUACAUGUAACCAUAAUCAAGCAUUUACACGGCAAUUGUCAAGCUGGAACAGCCCUUGGCUUAUAUUUGGGAUAUACUCUGCCAUCCUCUGGGGACUAUCUUCAUCCGAUCAGGGAAGAGACGUUCGAACAAACCAUACGUCUUGCCCAACUCGUACCUGAAAUGAAGGUUUACUCCUGCGAGUGCUGUCCCGAGGAAAAGGCAAGGAUAAACGUAAGGGAUUGCGAUCUUUGCGUAGAGCAAUAAAACUGCAUGGGUCUUAUUUAACAAGGUCGGACAGAUGUCUACUCCACACACGCCGUAUAACGUUUAAAACUCGCAUAUAAAGCGUUUUAUUUUCAAAGAUCAAAUGUAGCAAAAUUUUGGAGGAGUUAAAGGCACUGUAACAUGAUUUUAAACAAGUGUUACAAACAUGAUUUCAAAAAGUCAUGCGUUUAAC